AUGGAUUCACCAGACGAAAAUUCUAUGGAGGAGGAGGAUUCGUAUGAUUCAUACGAUUGGGAGAACCCACUGAAUUCUGAAGAGGAAGAAGAAAGGUUUAACAGGAAACAAGAGACACGGGCAGAUUAUGAAGAUAAUUGGGAGAUUGAUGAGAAUGAUAAUUUCGUUCCAUGUAAAAUCAAAAGGACUGAAGUUGAAAGAAAGAAGCAUGAAUAUGAUAAAAGGGUUUUGCUUUUUGAUUUUUGGGAAAAGAAUAAAUAUUUUCUACAGUUUGAUAUCAUGUUAGAUAUACUUUCGAGAUUAACUGCUGUUGAAAUCUUAACCUGCAAACUUGUGUGCAAGACAUGGCGUCGUGUUAUCAGUCUUACCCAGUUCACGGAUCUGCAAGCACGCCGUCACAACAGAUUGUUUCUUCUAGAUCAGCAACAGCAGCAGCAGGAUCAUCUUAAUGGUGCUAUGAGCAAGGUGAGUUUUCUUUUGUUAACAAUGGAGAAAAGUAGCCCACUUUGCUAUCUAGAAAAUGAUCAGAUUAAGUAUACUUAUUUCCUAAAAAGGGUUAAUCAUCCAUUGAGUAAGAAGAGGGCUAAUACAUGUGUGUUGGUUGGUUCAUGCAACGGUUUGCUUUGUUUUUCUUUUGCUACUACACAUAAUGUUGAUGAUCCUGCUUCCAUUUAUAAUCCUAUUACUAGAGAGUUUUUAUAUCUUCCGAGGUUCGAAAUUCCGUAUGAGUUUCUUGAGGGUACUUAUAAAGGUGGUAAAUCUUACUUAAAAUGUUUCAUGGUGAAUGGAUUUGGGUACAAUCCUCCUACUUGUGAGUACAAAGUUGUGAGGAUUUUUUAUGGUAACGAACAAGCCUUGGGGAGAGUUCAAGUCUACACUCUUGGUACUCGUAAACAAUGGAGAAACAAAGGGGAAAUUACUUAUUCAUUGUUUCGUCAUGGUUAUUGUCUAUCAAGGGGUAUGCAUGUAGAUGGGUUUCUUUACUGGUUGGAGAACAAAGAUCGGAAGAUUGUGGCUUUUGAUUUAGGUGUUGAGGAGUUCAGCUUGCUCCCUGUGCCACCUUGUUAUACCACCACUGGGCUUAACUCCUUCCAACUCCAAGUAAUAGGAGGGCGCUUAUGUGUUGUUAAGCAAACUUUAGGCGAAGGCAUCGACAUAUGGUCGUUUAAGAAGGAGAACAGUGAAUGGGAAAGCAUGUUGAAACUAAAAAUGGAUGUGAGAUGUCUUAUGAAUGUCUAUUGGCCAAUCACCCUUUUAAGGAAUGGUGGAGUUCUGUUGCGGUUUAAUAAUGUUCUCAUUCGUCAUGACACGAAGACUGCAACUUCGAAAAAGUUUCUGGAUCUCCAUUCAGAUAUGCACAAGAAAAAAGUAGGUCCUUUGCCGUUGGUUGAAGCGAUACCACACAUCAACAGCUUUGUUUCGUUGAAAGCUCUAGACCUCAAUACCAAGACAAGAAAGAAAAAUGAAUUUGAUUCUGAUUCUGACUAA
Molecule: messenger RNA, 1488 nt
Organism: Papaver somniferum (opium poppy)
Lineage: Eukaryota; Viridiplantae; Streptophyta; Magnoliopsida; Ranunculales; Papaveraceae
Product: F-box protein At3g07870-like
Exons: 1
Coding region: 1-1488 (495 amino acids)
Molecular function (GO): protein binding
Source: RefSeq, a predicted model, not a curated record